CGCCGAUUGACAGUUCUUCUGCUGUGUUUUGCCCGCCAACAGAGUGUCGACCAAAUCCAUCGUCGCCGGGGAAGAUUAUCUCCCUCGCGACGCCCGACCACGGAUUUUUCCUGGCGCCGGACUUGAAGGGUCGUCCCUUUCCCCGAAUGCCGAAGAUCUGUUUCCCUCCUCGUAUGCGAAUGGACGCAUUCAAAGUUCACAAGAUCGGCGAAAUCCUCGUUGACCGAUGGAACUUUCCUCAUCCGGAAAUUAGCCUCGGCUGUCGCAAAAAUUUAAUCGUGACUUCUACCAGAGGAAUCGCGGCACUCGGCGUCUGAAGCGUUCGAGAUGCGAGCGGGUCCCUCGUCGGUGAACCGAAAUCUCAUUGUCGUGGAGCAAACACGGGAAAGGGGAAGCGGAUCUCGAAAGAGAGAAACGCACGUGGAGGAGGAGGAAGAAGAAGAAGGAGGAAGCAGAGAAAGAGGAGGGGAAAGAAGAAACGGCAGGUCGCACAGGGAGGUCAAGCGGAAGAGGAAGACGGCUGUUCGUGGGUGGAAGAGAGAGGAGCCGCGACUUUGGGUAGAUCAAUCGGCGCGCGGGGAGGAAGUUGCUGGACCACGAGCGGCGUGCGUGCCGGAAAAAGUGCAAUGUCCUCUUUCGGACGCGCGAUACCAGUCGCGUCGCGCGGGAAUUAAGAGAGAAUCUCGACGAUCACGCGGGAUUUGUCUCGCCGGUACCAGAAUGCUGCGAGCAGAACGGGAGGGAGAAAGAGAAUGAAAAUUUUACCAUACAUAUGCACUGGGAUAUGAAUUCCUGGGGAAAGAAAGACGGAGAAGGUAGAGGAAGAAGGGUGAUGAAAAAAGAAAGAGAUAUUAUUGUAUAUAAUUCCGCACACUGCGAGUUGAAAUCUCUCGAAAGAGAAAGAGAGAGAGAGAGAGAGGGAGAGAGGCGGAGAAUAGGGAAGAAAAGGUACAAAGAGGAAGAGGGGGAGAAAAGGAGAGUGAAACUCGCGUUUUUGCAGUUGCCCGCACGCGUCGCGAGCACGUGGAUGCGUUUAACAAAGCGUCGCGCACGCUAAUUGAUCGGGCACCCGUGAGUGAGGAGGUUCACUUCGCAGAUCCACCGUGCCCGUUUGAUCUCGACUUGGUCCCGCGUUUCUCCCCGGUGCUUCCCGGCUCGGUGAGAGAUGAUGGCAAAUGCCGAAAUGCUUCGAAUUCGUCGUCUGAUAAAACUUCAUUCUUCUACUCGCGAAAUACUCAGUUUCAUCAUCGGGAUGCAAUUUCAUAUUCGGCAAUUUUGUGUUCACUCGCGUUAUCGCGCGUAAAUCUCGAUGAACGCGCGCCUUAGACGCACGAGCGAUCAAAUGAUCACGAUGAUAAUUCGGUGGCGCAUACUGCGUUCGAUGCCUGUGUUCGUCCUACUUUUUGCUCCGAGCACUGCCAUAUAAGUACUCACUGCCCGCCGGCGCGUAUUACUUUAUGUCGCAUGAUAUAAGUCGCAACGCUGUCCUCCGAUAUGUCGUUCACCGUAGACUGCUUGAAUUACGCGCUUCUUCUCAUCUGCACGCGUGUAUUCCAUCUAGCUCUUGGAAUCAGCGCUCAGUAUUACAAGACUCAAUUGGACGCGCAUUUGAAGCUUCACGGGGAGAAAUGGGCAAGCGAGGACGUGCGAAAGUGUAAAUUAUGUAACAAACAAUUCGUGCAACCGGCGCUCUAUCGACUACACAUCCGCGGACAUUACAGGCAACAGACAAAGAUAGUGAAGCAAACCAAGAGAGGGGCGAAGCACAAAACGAUGUACAAGUGCACCAUAUGCUUGAAAUCCUUUCAAAAGCCGAGUCAGCUGAUGCGUCAUAUCAGAGUGCACACCGGGGAGAAGCCCUUCAAGUGUAACGUUUGCAGCAGAGCGUUCACGCAAAAGAGCUCGCUGCAGAUCCACGCGUGGCAACACAAAGGCAUUCGUCCGCACUCCUGCAGUCUCUGCAACGCUAAGUUUAGUCAAAAAGGAAAUCUAAAGGCGCAUGUACUCCGAGUGCACAACGUGCCGGAAGGUGAGCCCACGUACGCGUGCUCUUAUUGUUCGUGCGUUUUCAAGAAACUCGGCAGCCUGAACGGGCACAUAAAGCGAAUGCAUUCUGAUUCCACGGAGGAACCCGAGUCUUCGAAUAUCUCGUCCGAAGCUGACAUGCGUGCGACGGUGGACAGCGUAAUCUCGCAAUUGGCGUCUCUGGAAUCCGCCGUGAAUAACACCGCUGUUUCCACGGGAACGUUAAACGCGGGGCAAAGCGAUAUCCUGCAGCAGGCCUUGAAGAACAGCGGCCUGCCGAACAAAAAUGAAGUCACCUCGAAAGAAAGCACGGAGCCGAAGAAAAUGGACUCCCGUACGACGUACGUCACAUUACUAGACAAAGCCGCCGGCGGUACUAUGAGGAAGUAUCUUACCAUAAAGCAACACUGCGUAGGGAACGUGCGGUGGUACGCGUGCUCGUUCUGCCCGAAGGAAUUCAAAAAGCCAUCGGAUCUGAUACGUCAUCUGCGCGUUCACACGCAGGAAAAGCCCUUCAAGUGCAUGUACUGCGUUCGUUCCUUUGCACUCAAGUCGACGAUGAUAGCGCACGAGAGGACGCAUACCGGAGUGAAGAAGUACGCCUGCAGCUCCUGCGACAAGACGUUCGCGUGCCACAGCAGUCUCACCGCUCACACCAGACUGCACACGAAACCGCACAAGUGCGGCAUAUGCGACAAGUCGUUCAGCGCGAGCACCAUUUUGAAGACUCACAUGAAGAGUCACACGCGAGAGAAGCCGUCCAAAAUAUCGUCCGAGGCGGAGAGCCUCGUGCCGGAGGUGGUCCUGCAGGAGCCGCUCGUCAUCAGCGACGCCGGGAACAAGAUAAGCGUGAUGCAGGUGCAGUCGAAGCAGAAGCAGGUGUACGAUGGCAACAGUGUGGCGCGGCCGCACAAGUGCUGGGUGUGCCAGGCGGCAUUCAGGAAGAUCAGCCAUUUGAAGCAGCAUUAUCGCAGGCACACGGGCGAACGACCGUACAAAUGCCUCAAGUGCGACAGUUAUUCGCUUUCCAGAAGGUUCACGUCCAACAGCGUCCUCAAAUCUCACUUGCAUACGCACGAUGACUUGAGGCCGUACAGUUGCUCGGUGUGCAACACGAAAUUUUCCACGCAGAGCAGCAUGAAGAGACACUUGGUCACGCAUAGCAAUAAAAGGCCGUUUAUGUGUCCGUACUGCCACAAAACGUUUAAGACGUACGUCAAUUGUCGGAAGCACAUGAAAAUACAUAAGCACGAGCUGGCGCAACGGCAAUUGGAGGAACAAAAGACGCAAGAACAGAACGCACCUUUGAACACGGAGAAAAGCAGCAUUCCAGCAUUACCUGAAAGUAUCACUCUCACCGAGGACAUGGAGGUGUCGUUUCAGCCGCAAAUGGCGCCAGAUUUCACGCAGGCCUUCUCCGAUCAGUUUCAGAACAUCGGCUCGGAGAAGGAGAAGUCGUUCUUGCUGACGGACAGCGCGACGCCGUCUAUCGCAAAUCAAAAUCUGUCGGUCGACGCGACUAAUUUAGGAUCGUCGCAAACUCUGCAUGCCGACGAAACUGGCACUAUUACGUUACCUCAUUACUCAGGGGAUCAAACGCUCACGCCGGAAAGUAUACGAGAGAUCGAAGAGACUCUGAACCAGCAACUGUUCAAUAUCGGCGUGAACCUCGGUCUGACGAACAAUCUGCCGAGGCAGAUGGACGAGGCGAACGCGAAUUCUCUCGACAGUUCGAGGGAGCAGCCGGUACUUAAUAUAAUAUACGAGCACAACAAGGGCUUGGAAUCAUCUGGCAAUGCGAUAUUCACGUCGCAAUUCGACUCGUUCGACAUGAGCCAAAUUGCAUUACAGACGGACAACGAUAUAGACAUCGGUCUGAGCGUGAGCAACUCCACGAGUAUGUCCAAUAUUUUGCCACGAUCCGUGGAUGGAAACGACGGACAGCAAGCGGAGGAGCAACGAACCACGCCAAUCACCACUGCCAGCGACAUGGACGCGUCUCUUAUUACUAGGAAUACUCAUCUGAUGAUCAUCAAUCCUAAGGAAAACUGCUCAGAAUUGGUGAAGCUGUCGCAAGUAGGCCCGAGAUACUCGAAAAUCAUCGCGAAAGCGGACACCACGAACGGGUCGGAGGUGCAGGGCGUGAACGGGCUUGCGAAAACGUCACAAGAAAAUAAUGCUUUAUCGUGCGAUAGCGAGAGGAGCAUUCUAUCAUUCGCGAAAAGUUUUCAAGGUACAAUACAGACGGACUCGUUUAUUUCUUCCGGUAUGGACACGACGAUAUCGGAAUGCGCUAACCUGUUGCAGUGUCACAUGUGCGGCAAUCAAGGUUUCACAACCGAAGGGUUAAAGGAACACCUGAAGUCUCAUCGCGGCGAGAAGGAAUAUCAGUGCUCGGUGUGCCUUCAGCGGUUCUGCACGAACAGUGGUCUCAGCAGGCACAUGAGGACGCACGUGAAUAAACUGUGGAAAUGCACGACGUGUCACAAGGUCUUGGACAGCAAACAGCAAUUGAAGUUACAUAAUAAGAUACACACUGACACGUGGAACGUCUCGUCCAUGGAGCCGGACAGUUCCCAGAAGGAGCCGAUCUCUUCGAAUACCGCUCUUCCCUCGAUAACGACGCUCGAUGUCCGAAUCGAUGCGGACUCGUCCGUAUCCGAGAAAGUCUUGCUCGACACGGUUGCCGAGAAGAAAAUCAUGGAAUGCAUAGAUGAGAACAUGGAGAAAAAAGAAAAGCGAGAGUACACGAAUAAAUGCAAGUACUGCCCGAAGACUUUCCGUAAACCAAGUGACCUGAUCAGACAUAUUCGCACGCAUACGGGUGAACGGCCGUUCAAGUGCGACCACUGCAGUAAGAGCUUCGCGGUCAAGUGCACGUUGGACUCGCAUAUGAAGGUCCAUACGGGCAAGAAGACGUUCCGUUGUCACGUCUGCAGCAGUUUGUUCGCUACGAAGGGCAGCUUAAAGGUCCACAUGAGACUGCAUACCGGCUCGAAACCGUUCAAGUGUCCCAUGUGCGAUUUGCGCUUCCGCACGUCGGGCCACAAGAAGGUGCACAUGCUGAAGCACGUGCGUGAGCACAAAGGUGGCGCGAAACGUAAACCGAAACACCUGAAGGUCGCUGCGGUGGCGGAGGCGGCGGCUAGCCUGGAGAACGUGGACAAUUCUCUGGAACAUACAACGACGACGACGAUGACGACCACCGUGAUAAGCGACGACGAAACGGCGGCGGUUGUGCAGCAGAGCCACAUGGGCUACCCCGCGUUGGACACGUCGGUGAGCCUCGACGGCGCGGUGCUGCCGAGUCAAAUCACGUUCAAUAAUUCGACGGACCCGACGACGAUACUCAACAACAACGCAAUGCUGUCCGUGAACGAGAGCAACGAACUGGUGGCGAAUCUGCAAUUUCUGCUGGCGAACGGCCUCGUCACCAUUCAAACGGACGACUCGCUGCUGACGACGCAGCCGGCAGGUGACUCCGUGCCGGCGAACGUGAUCGAGCUGGUCAAUUCUUUCCCGGAAACCUGCGACCUGAACAAUCACGUGGUGAUAACCAGCCCGACGAGCUCCGACGCAGUCGUCCGGAUGAACGACUGCGUGCAAGCAGACGGCGGCAUGUCCAAGCCGGCCGGUGAUCCCGCGAAAUCGGCGGCCCAGUCGCGUAAGGAAUGCGACGUCUGCGGCAAGACGUUCACCAAGCCGUGCCAAGUGGAGCGGCACAAGCGGAUACACACCGGCGAACGGCCGUACAAAUGCGAGCUCUGCGGCAAGUCGUUCGCCCAAAAGUUCUCGCUGCAGCUGCACCAAAAGCACCACACCGGCGACCGGCCGUACCGCUGCCCGCACUGCACGCACUCGUUCACGCAGAAGUGUAACCUGCAGACGCACCUGAAGCGCGUCCACCAGCUCGUGAUACUCGACAUCAAGAAGCUGAGGAGCGGCCAGCAGGUGUUGGGCGCCCUCCUACAGGAUAAUCAGGGUGACGCGAAGCUAGUGAGUUUAGACGACAUACUGGUGGUCGACCUUGUCAAGUGAAUGCUAACGAGAGAGAAAGAGAGAGAGAGAGAGAGAGGUGUUCUUCUCGAAGAAGAAAGCAGCUUCCCGUAGUGGGGCUGUGAUAAUAAUCUAGGCCGGUAUUCGUUGGCGGAUUUUUAGAUCGUCUCAAGUUUACCUUCGAAUGCUGUAAGAACCGCCGAUUGAGAUUUUCCGCUGAACGACGCUUCUCUAACGUGUUUGCCAUUUUUUUUCAGUCAGCAUACUUUUCAUACGUUCGGUAAACGUGGCGAAGAAGUUUAGAAUUGAUCGGUCGCAUUGAUUGACCAAUUCUGAGCUGAGCCGAUCGUAAGUUAGUGAAGAAUACCGUUUCUACCAUCAUGGUUCAAAUCUGAUGACGGUUAACUCGAUGGAAUUGUCUUAUUGCAUUAAUCAAUUCAGCUAAAUUAAUUAACCAAUACUAUCGAUCGAUCGGUAGAAACGAGUAUAAGCUGCUUUCUCGGUUGAGCACGAGACCGCACUGUUGCUCAUAAGACGGUAUCCGAGA
Dinoponera quadriceps is the source of this 6568-nucleotide messenger RNA. RefSeq names its product zinc finger protein 236-like. NCBI's taxonomy places the organism in Eukaryota, Metazoa, Arthropoda, Insecta, Hymenoptera, Formicidae. The coding region runs from base 1495 to 6063 and encodes 1522 amino acids. The transcript has 21 exons. The record is from RefSeq and is a predicted model, not a curated record. Gene Ontology annotation, biological process: regulation of cytokine production; negative regulation of transcription by RNA polymerase II; regulation of immune system process.